Sinocyclocheilus grahami is the source of this 999-nucleotide messenger RNA. RefSeq names its product unconventional myosin-Vb-like. The transcript is spliced from 6 exons. Gene Ontology annotation, cellular component: actin cytoskeleton; cytoplasm; membrane. The record is from RefSeq and is a predicted model, not a curated record. Gene Ontology annotation, molecular function: ATP binding; actin filament binding; microfilament motor activity. Gene Ontology annotation, biological process: actin filament organization. NCBI's taxonomy places the organism in Eukaryota, Metazoa, Chordata, Actinopteri, Cypriniformes, Cyprinidae. The annotation marks the transcript as partial.
AUGCCCAGGGGUUACGACCCAGAUAAGUUCCAGUUUGGAAAGACGAAGAUUUUCUUCAGGGCAGGUCAGGUGGCCUAUCUGGAGAAGCUCCGAGCUGAUAAGUUCCGCUUCGCCUGCAUUAAUAUCCAGAAGACCGUGCGAGGAUGGCUCCAGAGAAUUCGGUACCGCAAGAUCCGCAAGUCGGCUAUCACUCUGCAGAGAUACGGCCGGGGUUACUUGGCACGCAGAUAUGCAGAGAUGCUUCGCCUGACCCGAGCAGCACUUAUUUGUCAAAAGCAGUACCGGAUGGUACGAGUUCGACGGGAGUAUCUGAGGACCCGUCGGGCUGUGAUCACCAUUCAAGCGUUUGCCCGGGGCAUGUUCAUUCGCAGGUUAUAUCAGGAGUUCCUGCUCCAUCACAAAGCCAUGAUCAUUCAGAAGACCGUCCGUGGUUGGCUUGUGAGAAAGAAGUAUCUCCAUGCCAGAUAUGCUGCCAUUGUCAUCCAGUGUUUCUACCGCCGUGUACGUGCCAAGCGCCAACUCAAACAGCUCAAGAUAGCAGCCCGUUCGGCCGAACACUUUAAAAACCUCAAUGUCGGAAUGGAGAACAAGAUCGUGCAGCUUCAGAAGAAGAUGGAUAACCAGUCAAAAGAGUAUAAAACUCAGAAUGAGCAGCUGGUUGUUACUAACUCUACUCUGGGAUCAGAGGUCACCAAGCUCCAGAAAGAAGUGGAGACUCUUCGCAGUCGGCAGACUGCUGGCACUCAGGUGACAUCACUGCAGGAAGAGCUUGAGAAGUUGAGGGCGGAGCUCCAGGAAGCCCACGCCCAGAGGAAGCAGAUAGAGGAGGAGUUCAGCAACGAGAAACAAGGACUCGAACAGAGGGUGGAGGAGCUGGAGAAAGAGAACACGUUCUUGAAGAAGGAGAAAGAAGAGGUGAACCGCAGAAUCCAGACCUCCAAUCAGGGUGAGUUUCAUGCUUCAGAGUCACACGCACACUCAGAGCAUCUGGAGGAAGGA